AAAGCUAAUUUGUGGCUAAACUUGAUGUCUGUGAUGUUGAGUUGGCAAUUGGCAUCAAACUGAUUUUUGCCUCUUCUACUUUCUUUCAUUUUACAACCCAAGUAAUAACGCAGCAUACGUGCAUGUAGUUUAAGUGGACUAUUUCGCAGUUUUGCUGGUUGGUACUAAGCUGCGGAAUAUUAUUUUCUACUCAGACAUUUUUUUAGAUUUUUUUCUUUUCUUAUCUUUUUUAAUUAGAAGCGCUGGAACAACAAAUGAAGGCGUUGUCAUGACACUGAGGAAAGUUAACGUGGUCAUUCUUGUGUUGCUUGCUGUGGCCUUCCUGAUCAUAGUCCAACGAAAUCUCCUCAACCUCAACGAUUUUUUACGCAGACACAAUCCAGAUGCAGGUGCAGUUCUUCCCUUCGAGUCAGACUUCUCUCCAGCAGUCAGACUGGACCCAGUGAGGAGCGGUGAGGAGAUACCCGUCGUCAUCACUGCUGCUGAGGAGAGACUUGGUGCUGUGGUUGCUGCCAUGAACAGCAUCUACCAGAACAGUAAAGCCAAUAUCAUCUUCACCAUUGUGACCCUGAACAACACAGUUGAUCACCUCAAGGUGUGGCUGAGUAAGACAGCACUGCAAAAUGUCAAAUAUAAGGUAGUUAUUUUCAAUCCUGAAAUCCUCAGUGGGAAAAUAACUAAAGAGCCACCAGUGCUGGAGACAAAACCGCUGACUUUUGCUAGAUUUUAUCUGCCCGUUUACACGCCUGAAGCAGAGAAAAUCAUCUAUUUGGAUGAUGAUAUCAUUGUACAAGGAGAUAUUCAGGAACUUUAUGACACUAACCUCAAACCAGGACAUGCAGCUGCCUUCUCUGAUGACUGUAACACAGCAUCUGCUAAGGGAAUUGUUCGAGGGGCUGGAAGACAGAAUAACUAUAUAGGCUUUCUGGACUUCAAGAAGGAGGCCAUAAAGAAGUUGGGGAUGAGGGCCAAAACAUGUUCCUUCAACCCAGGGGUCAUCGUCGCUAACCUGACUGAGUGGAAGUACCAAAAUAUCACCCAGUGGCUGGAGCACUGGAUGGCCCUAAACGUGAAGGAGGAUCUGUACAGUAAGACACUGGCAGACAGCUUCACUACACCUCCUCUACUCAUCGUCUUCUAUAGACAUCACUCCGCCAUCGACCCCAUGUGGCACGUCAGACACCUCGGCACUACAGGCGCUGGAAGCCGUUACUCUCCACAGUUUGUGAAAGCUGCCAAACUUCUCCACUGGAACGGACACUAUAAGCCAUGGGGCAGAGCAUCAUCUUUUACUGAUGUGUGGGACAAGUGGUACAUUCCAGACCCAACAGGAAAAUUUCAUCCUGUGCGAAGGCUCACAGCAGACCAAUAGACUAAAUAUGGAUUUGAGCAAUCGCUGAGCAGCAUUGAAUCUCAGGAAGAAACGGGUAUUAGUCUGUUUAUGCCCAGAUUUUUUUUUUUUUGUAAAUGGAAAAAGUUGCAUUAGUACCUUUGAGCUUUUUUUUUAAUUUUUUUUUAUUGCGAGUAGAAAGUGACUGAGAUACACUUCGGCACAAUUGUUGGCCAGUGGGGCAAAACGGGUUAAGAACAGCCUUUGUACCAGCCGUCCUACCGUUCACCCAUUGGUUGAUGUGAAGUAUUCUAGUCACAUUCUGUUCACCAUUCAGGAAUGUUUUUCUGGAUCUGCCGUUACUGGUAACACCUAUUAUCUCAUGUUUGUUUACUGCCUUUGAGAAUACAGAUUUGUUCUUGAACUGGACUUCUCCCAGUACAUACUAUUUUUAGUAAGUUCAAAGCUAUUACAUUUGCAGUAAUGUGAUAUUUAAAAGUGUACAGACUUUAUGUUAUAAAAAAACAUUUGAGCUUAAUGAAAUACCAUUAGCUUUAUUUUAAAAAGUACCUUGUAGUGGUGUAGCUGUCCUUUGGUGUAAGUGGAAAGAUUACCCUAUGAUCGGUUUUGCAAAUAUCAAAUGUCAUUACUUUGAAUCAGUAUUUCUUGUGGAUCAGUGAAUGUUCAACCUAUUAAACUUCUGGAGCUGGCAGCCACGUGCUUUGUCCUGAUCCUGUCAGAGCUCGGAAGUGACGCAGAGUAGGUCCUGAUUAGUACUUGUCGAGGUGACUGCUGUGUUUCUACAUGUAGGAGUUGCAUCAGGAAACACCUGAAGUGAAACCUGUGCCAAAUCCCAAUGUGGAUCUGUACUGAACCCACUAUGGCAACCCUGCAUAACCAGGGGCAGCCAAAAUACAAUAUUGAGCUUUUACAGCUGUUUUGAGCAUCUUCCCAUAUUUUUCUCACCCAAUCAAGUGAACGUCAUUACUCGUGACAGUGUUUAAAUUAUUGCAGAUGUUGUAUGUUAAUGCCACUGUUUAUUCAGUUAUCUGACACACAAACGUGUGAUUCUUAAUGACUAUAAAGACCACUAAUCAAUCCUCAGUUCUGCAGAAACUUAAGGCAAGUUUUGCAUAAACAUUUUCUGAUUUAUUUUUGUUUUACCUGUUUUUUGGGAGUGGAGUGGGUGGCUAUAACACUACCAUUUGCCUUGCUGGUGUAAAUAUUUGUACAGUAUGGUACUUAAAAUAAAACCAUUAGCAUAUUG
Molecule: messenger RNA, 2597 nt
Organism: Thalassophryne amazonica
Lineage: Eukaryota; Metazoa; Chordata; Actinopteri; Batrachoidiformes; Batrachoididae
Gene: glt8d1
Product: glycosyltransferase 8 domain containing 1
Exons: 9
Coding region: 269-1372 (367 amino acids)
Cellular component (GO): Golgi apparatus
Molecular function (GO): glycosyltransferase activity
Source: RefSeq, a predicted model, not a curated record